Molecule: messenger RNA, 2358 nt
Organism: Misgurnus anguillicaudatus (oriental weatherfish)
Lineage: Eukaryota; Metazoa; Chordata; Actinopteri; Cypriniformes; Cobitidae
Gene: ucmaa
Product: upper zone of growth plate and cartilage matrix associated a
Biological process (GO): embryonic skeletal system development; regulation of osteoblast differentiation
Cellular component (GO): extracellular matrix
Source: RefSeq, a predicted model, not a curated record
AAACAAUUAACAAUUGUGAAAAGCGCUAUAUAAAUAAAAUUGAAUUAUAGCUGCAAAGAAUGGGCCAACUCCAAAUGAAACCCUAUGGAUUAAGAAUGAGAUGUCAUUCCGAUUCAUGUGCAUAUAAAGGCAGGUGUCCCAAAACGUUUGGCAAUAUAGUGAAUAGGUCUCUUCUUUAGCAUCGGUCAUAAGUGAUUCUCCAGAGCGAAGAGAUUUUGAUGGGAAAACCUUUGGGACAGCAAAGAUAUUUUACAUGCCGUGGUUUGUUCUGUGAUAUGUGUGUGUAUGAUGAAUAAAACCUGGAGAUUGGUAGAGGUGUCUACUGUUUUCUGGAAUGUCGGCCAGGAUCCAGACAUUAAAGAAUCCAUUUACACAGCCUGAAAAAAAUGUCUCGUAAAAGCAAAUGUACACCCUACAGCCAAACCACACUACAAAGGGCAAAUCAUUGGUACAAUGCAAGUUUGUUUUUGUAGCCUAAUUUAACUUUCAAAGUGUGGAUAAAGCGAGACAGAAGCCACAGUAUAAAUUCUUUACAGCACUCAAAAUCACUUUCUCUUCCUUUAAACAGACAGUCUGUCUGUUUUUCAUUUCCUUUUGACUUUCUCCAAAUUUGUGUUACUCUGGUAUUCAUUUAUUCUCUUUCUGUCAGUCUUUCACUUUUAGACACAUUCUUGCACCGUGUCUUUCCAAUGAGAAUUAUGGGAUCAGUUAACAAUGAAUUAAUAACUGCUUUAAUGUAAUAUGUGACCCUGUCUGUGAAAUGCAGACUGAAGACAUAGACACUGUUGCACUGUAAGAAAAAACGUUUUCAAAAAGUACACCUCUAAAGGGUGCUUAAUAGUUCCUUGAUGGUACAUAUUCAUAUACAAUAUGAAGGCUUUCUAUUGACUUUCAUUGUUUUAUAGAUUUUAUAUAGAGACACAAAAAGAUGGUUGAAUGCAUGGACGGAUAAAAGAUACACCGAAAGUCUUAUUCUCAUAAAUCGCUCAUCAUUAACAGAAUCUUUGAUUUCAGUAAAUAAGCAGAGGAAUGCAGAUGAAUGUAUUUAUGAUGACAGGUGAAGACGUUGCUAUUGGAAGCGGCUUAAUACUGAUGAGUUGCUGCUAUCACGCAUACUUGAUCUGUUUUUCAUUUAUUUAAUAAGAAUGGAAACCUGAUGCCAAACAUUUCUCCCUGCCAGAUCUCAAGGUUUGGACAGAAAGAGUAAGUGGUGACAGUGUUCAUAUAUGCACAUGGAGGGUCUCGUGAAACCUAUCACCCAUUAGUGGGCGUGCAAGUGGGUGUGUACUGGGGUUCUGUGUCUACCCCUCUCGUCCCUUUGCUUUGCUUUACCUCUCUAUUUCUUUCUUUCUCUCUCGCACACACACACAUAGUCUAUGGUCUCUUGGUUGUUCUUCUGAUACCUGUAUAUAACUCUCUCACACACACACACGUUCAUCUUAAAGAUGGUCUGGACUCGUGCGCUUCUGCUGGCACUGCUGCCCACCAUAGUCCUUUUGAUUGUGUUGGCGGGGGUUGAAAGUGCAGCUGUAAGAAAUGGAAAAGAAAGCGAACCUAAGGAAUCAUCGAAAAGUGUUUUCAUGCCAGCGUCUGACGCCUCAAACUUCUUCAAACGCCGCAGUCGCAGAUCCCCAAGUGAUUAUGAAGAGUACUAUGAGCAGCGAGUGAAGGUGUCCACAAAUGAGAGGAGGAGAGAAUAUUUAGAGGAACAAACUACAGAGUAUGAGAACUAUUUAGAGGAGGACCGUAAUGAGCAGCACGAGAGAAGCAGAGAGAAGACCGAGCAAUACAGAGAAUUUAACUACGAUGGGCAGUACCCACGAUACCCUCACCAUCGCUACUACGCCUGAGAGACCCUCAGCUGGUUAAGUUGGUUGAAGGAAUGACUUCAAGAUCAAGUUAAUGACCAUGACAUAACAUAAUUAUUCAAAACAUAUAAGAACUUAAGCAUUUAAAAACCUUAACACAGAUAAUAGGGAGUGUGCGUUCGAAAUUAUAUUUUUGUGCUGUUAUGACACCGUUUAAUCAUUUCACAUCAAUCAUCUUAAAUGUAAUACUUUACUAUUGGACUUUAUAUUGUCCUGUCAAAACUUUUCAUCAUCUUUCUUUAAAGAGUAAGCGUUUAUUCCUUUCUCACGCUGUAAAAAAGUUGGUUCAACUUAAAAAGUAGGUUACCUGAUUUUUGAGUUAAUUCAACUUAAAAAGUAAGUUACGUGGUUUUUGAGGUAAUUCAACUUAAAGGUGUCAUACAAUGUAAAACUGUAUUUACCAUAUGGCACAGAUAGCAUAUAGCACUAACUAGCAUUUAAGCUAAAGUUCUACUAUUGAUGUUACAGUUACGUUUUAAAGGUCCAUAAA